This is a messenger RNA of Octodon degus (degu), 1086 nucleotides long. RefSeq names its product melanoma-associated antigen 10-like. Gene Ontology annotation, biological process: negative regulation of transcription by RNA polymerase II. The transcript has a single exon. NCBI's taxonomy places the organism in Eukaryota, Metazoa, Chordata, Mammalia, Rodentia, Octodontidae. Gene Ontology annotation, cellular component: nucleus. The record is from RefSeq and is a predicted model, not a curated record. Bases 1 to 1086 code for a protein of 361 amino acids.
AUGUCUCGGUCUCGCAAGCGUCGGUGCUUCAUGCUUGAGGAAGGCUCUGAGACCCAGGAUGAGGGCCAGUGCCCCAGUGGCCGUCGGAUCGCUGUCCCCGUGGAGGAGGAGGGUUCUUCGUCCUCCUCCUCCUCUUGCUCCUCCUCUUUUCCCUCCUCUACUUGUUCUUCUCCCUCCUCUUCCUCUGGUACUUGCUCUCCUUUAGUGUCACACUCCCCAGAGGAUAAUGCGCUCACUGCUGGGAAUCCAGUUUGCCCUGAUAGUCCUCAGGGAGCCUGUUCCUCUUUCUCGGCCUUGGCCUUGGCCUCCAGGGUGCAGAGCCCAUUCGAUGAAUAUUUCAGUGGCCAAGGCGGCGAGGGUGCAGGCAGCUCCCAGGAGCUGCCAGGUGUUGUGGUUAUGUCUGAUAGGGAGAGAGAUGAGAAGGUGAACACUCUGGUAAGCUUCCUACUCCUCAAGUAUCAAAGGAAGGAACCAGUGACACAGGCAGAAAUUAUGGGUGUCAUCAAUAGUCACAGCCAGUUCUCUGUGAUUUUCAGUGAAGUGUUUGAGUGUUUGCAGCUGAUCUUUGGCCUUGAUUUCAAGGAGGUGGAGUCCUCUAAUCAGUCCUAUGUCCUUGUCACUGUCCUCGGCAUCUCCUAUGAUGGGUUGUUCAGUGAAGUCCAGGGUAUGCCCAAGACUGGCCUGCUGGUACUUAUUCUGAGCAUAAUUUUCCUGCAGGGUGACAGUGCCUCUGAGGAGGAGGUUUGGCAAACUUUGAAUGCAAUGGGCAUUUGGGCUGGAAUAGAGCACUUUGUCUAUGGGGAUCCCGGGAAGCUUGUUUUUGAAGAUUUUGUGCAAGAGCAGUACUUGGUGCAUCAGCAGGUGCCCGACAGCAAUCCUCCUAGUUACGAGUUUCUAUGGGGUCCGAGGACCUUCGCUGAGACCAGCAAGAUGAAGCUCAUAGAGUUUCUGGCCAGCAUUAGUAGGGUUGAUCCCAGAGCCUUUGGACAGAGGUACGAGGAGGCUCAGAGAGAGGAGGAAGAGAGGGCCCAGGCUAGUGCAAGUGCAGGAGAGGCCCUUGGCCAUUGCAUGUUCUGGGGCCACUAG